AUGGACGUCUCCCAGGCCAUUUCAGGCUACAUCUCCAGAAUCGUGAUGCCCGCGGGGGAGACAUCAUCGUCCAAAAUGAAGAUUUUGCUGUUGGAUAGAGAUACUGUCCCUAUUGUCUCCACAGCCAUUACGCAGUCAACUCUUCUUAACCACGAGGUCUACCUGAUUGAUCGCCUGGACAACACAGCGAGAGAGAAAAUGAGGCAUCUACGCUGCCUCUGCCUUGUGCGGCCAUCGCCAGAAACCAUCCAGCUGCUAAUAGACGAACUGAGAGAUCCGAAAUAUGGCGAGUACCAGUUGUACUUUACCAAUGUGGCGAAGAAGUCCUCACUCGAGCGACUGGCUGAGGCCGACGACCAUGAAAUCGUCAAGGUUGUUCAGGAGCACUUUGCCGACUAUACCGUCGUAAACCCUGACCUCUUCAGCUUCGAGAUUACGCUUCCAAGGUGGCGUAUCUUUACGAGUAGCCCCGAUACCUGGAACCCCGAGUCUCUUCAACGCUGCGCAGAUGGGUUGGUGGCUGUGAUGCUGUCUCUCAAAAAGAAGCCCCUCAUUCGCUACGCGAGGAGUAGCUCUGUGGCGAAGAAGCUCGCCUCUGAGGUCCGAUAUCUCAUGACACAGGAAGAGCAGCUGUUUGACUUCCGAAAAGUUGACACGCCGCCGAUCUUGCUAGUCCUUGAUCGUCGUGAGGACCCCGUCACCCCGCUCCUGACACAAUGGACCUACCAGGCCAUGGUUAAUCAUCUUCUCGGUAUCCAGAAUGGUCGCGUGAAUCUCGAGGAUGUACCUGAUAUUCGGCCAGAGUUGCGAGAGAUAGUUCUAUCACAAGACCAGGAUCCAUUCUUCAAAAAGAACAUGUUCCUCAACUUUGGAGACCUUGGCAGUACAAUCAAGGAAUACGUGGAGCAGUAUCAAUCAAAAACGAAAAACAAUGCCGACAUUGAAUCUAUCGCCGAUAUGAAACGUUUCAUUGAGGAAUAUCCAGAAUUUCGCAAAUUAUCCGGCAACGUCAGCAAGCACGUCACCCUCGUCUCCGAACUCAGCAGACGUGUUGCAGCUGAGAAUUUGCUAGAGGUUAGCGAGCUGGAACAAAGUCUAGCCUGCAAUGAUAAUCACAACAAUGACUUACGAGCGCAGGGUGGCAUUUCAGAUAUAUUUGAAUCGGGUGGGAUAUUCGCUGGCGCUUCAAUUCGCUUCAAAGGGCUAAAAGGCGUGGAGAAUGUCUAUACGCAACAUACGACACUGCUCGAAAGUACCCUACAGAAUCUCGUCAAGGGUCGCUUGAAGGAGCAACAGUACCCAUUUGUUGACGGAGGCGGAACUACCAGAGAUAAGCCUCAAGACAUUGUCGUCUUCAUGAUUGGAGGCGCAACAUAUGAAGAAGCCAAAAUGAUUGCGGGCAUCAACGCAACAACCCCCGGCGUUCGAGUUGUCUUGGGAGGGACUUCUAUUCAAAACGCUAGCACCUUUAUGGAAGAAGUCGAUGAUGCAGUUAGCUCCUGGCCCGAUACUCGAUCCCGAGGCGGCCAUGCCGGCGCUGAAGCCUGCGCGGCUGCAGCGCGGGCGGGAGCCAGGACGGCGCUCGUCACGCCAAAGAUCGAAAACCUCGGCACCUGCUCCUGCAACCCCAGUUUCGGGGGUAUUGGCAAAGGAACCAUCCUUCGCGAGAUCGAUGCCCUCGACGGCCUUGCCGGGCGCAUAAUCGACAAGGCCGGCGUGCAAUUUCACGUGCUGAAUCGAAGCAAGGGGCCGGCGGUUUGGGGGCCGCGAGCGCAAAUCGACCGCAAGCUCUACCGUACGUACAUGCGCGAAGAGCUUGAAUCGUAUGCGAAUCUGUCAAUUGUACUCGAUUCCGUGUCCGACAUCGUACUAUCGACAGAAGAGACCGGGCCCAGCGCACAAAAACCCGCCAUCUCUGGCGUUCGACUCGACUCUGGCGACAUCAUUCUCACCAAACGAGUGGUUAUAACCACCGGCACAUUCCUAGGUGGAGAAAUUCACAUUGGCCUACAGACAUAUCCAGCCGGUCGCCUAGGGGAAGCAGCGACGUUUGGACUGAGCAAAUCAUUGCGGGAUGCUGGCUUUCAGCUAGGUCGCCUAAAGACGGGAACGCCUCCGCGGUUAGACAAGUCGAGCAUCAACUUCGAUGUCAUGGAGACGCAGUAUGGCGACGAUCCGCCCAAUCCAUUCAGCUAUUUGCACAGCCGCGUCGAGGUCCAAGAUCAGCUCACCUGCAGCACCACAUACACGAACCAUGCAACACACGAUGUGAUACGGGCCAACUUGGAAAAGACAGUUCAUAUCCGUGAAUCCGUCAAGGGUCCUAGAUACUGUCCUUCUCUGGAGUCUAAAGUAAUCCGAUUCGCUGACAAGGAACGGCACAUCGUUUGGCUUGAGCCCGAAGGCUUUGACGACCCCGUCAUCUACCCGAACGGCCUAUCCAUGACCAUCCCUCCCGAAGCGCAGGAGCAAACGCUGAAAACCAUUGCCGGGCUCGAGCAGGUCAAGAUGCUCCAGCCAGGAUACGGCGUCGAGUACGACUACAUCGAUCCCCGCGGGCUCAAAUCAACUCUGGAAACCAAGGCCAUCGACGGCCUCUACCUCGCCGGCCAAAUCAACGGUACUACCGGCUACGAGGAAGCAGCAGGCCAGGGCGUCCUAGCUGGAAUGAAUGCCGGACGAGCGGCGGCCGGCCUCCCUGGCGCGUCUCUGUCACGAUCCGACGGAUACAUCGGCAUCAUGAUCGACGACCUAAUCACCAAGGGCGUGACCGAGCCCUAUCGCAUGUUCACGUCUCGCAGCGAGUUCCGCAUGGCCGCGCGCGCCGACAAUGCCGACCUACGACUCACCGAAAAGGGCCGCGGAUGGGGCGUCGUCACCGACCGCCGCUGGCGGGCGUUCACCGAUGACAAGGACCAGAUCGACAGGCUCACGGGCAUCCUCGACUCGGUAUCCCUGUCGACGGAAGAGUGGCGCAAGCACGGCUUCCAGACCAAGCGCGACUCACGCCGACGUAGCGGCACCGACAUUGUGCGGCUCUCCAACGCCAGCAGCACGCGCGUCGACCUGGAGCGCCUGGCCGCGCUGCUCCCCGGCAUCGCCGACUUUUCGCCGCGGAUCCGGGACCGCGUCUUCGUGCAGGCGACGUACGCGCCGUACAUCCGGAUGCACGAGACCGCCAUCGGCAGGUUCAAGAACGACGAGGGGGUCCAGCUGCCCCUGGACCUCGACUACGACGCCAUUCCAGGUCUCGCGCUUUCCGAGCGCGAGGUCCUCAAAAUCACCCGGCCGGAAACUCUCGCCCAAGCUCGUCGCGUCGAGGGCGUCACGCCGUCGGGGAGUUUACGCUUGCUUGCGUAUGUUCGGCGCCGCUCCGAUGCCACGCCCUUGUUUGCGAACAGCACAUAG
Cordyceps fumosorosea ARSEF 2679 is the source of this 3408-nucleotide messenger RNA. Its product is annotated as Glucose-inhibited division protein A. The transcript has 4 exons. Gene Ontology annotation, cellular component: cytosol. NCBI's taxonomy places the organism in Eukaryota, Fungi, Ascomycota, Sordariomycetes, Hypocreales, Cordycipitaceae. Gene Ontology annotation, molecular function: flavin adenine dinucleotide binding. Gene Ontology annotation, biological process: tRNA wobble uridine modification; tRNA methylation; vesicle-mediated transport. The record is from RefSeq and is a predicted model, not a curated record. Bases 1 to 3408 code for a protein of 1135 amino acids.